UCGAUGUCAAGGAAUCGCCAUCACUAUAGCGUGGGCUGGAGUGCCGCUACGGGAACUGAAGCAACAGUUACAUGGUAUGGACACCAUUUGACUUCCAUAGCUCGGGCUUUACGUGUGAAGAUCUCCAAGAGACAUGGCAUGGAUAUAAGACUUGAUGUUAUGCCGAAAGAUAGACAUGAACGAUGACAGCCCUUCAACUCCCCUGGUCACAGACAAGUCCAACAGCUACAAAUACAUGGAAGAGAACUCGAGGUCCAGUACGACGAGUCCCCCGAGACCGGAAACAGAGAAGAAAGAGAGGAAUCUGGGAACGAGGCUUGAGUUGAGGAAGAAGCUGAUCCAGAGACGAAGAUGGCUCGUGGAUAUCAAAUUUGUGAUGGCUAUAUCAGGGAUCCUGUUCAUGGUGAUUGAAAAUGAACUGUACUACUCCAAUAUGUACGAGAAAGGUACUGCUGUGUCUAUAGUGCUAAAGUCUCUGACUUCCAUCUCUACACUGGUACUGUUGGUGGCCAUAUGCAUGUAUUACCAUACGGGGAUGGAGAUCAGGAUGGUGGAUGGUGGCGUGGAUGACCCCCUCGUCGUCACGCCGGUAUAUACGUGGGUCAUGUUGGUAGCUGAACUUCUUGUAUGCGCCGUUCACCCAUUUCCAGGAGAUAUAAAAGUCGGCAUGGACUCUUUACACGGUAUAAAAACGUCUUCCAGUAUUGACGGCAUUCUGUCCGUGUUAAUGAUGUUCCGGCUUUAUAUUGUCGGGAAGUUUAUGGUGGUGCAUAGUCGGCUUCUAACAGAUCCUUCUACACAGAGUAUUGGAGCUGUGAGUACGGUUAGAAUAAACCCAUUCUUUGUGUUUAAGUGCGCCAUGAACAACCACCCAGGGUUGGUAAUAACCUUUAUAAUGUUAACCAUGUACACAGUGAGUGUCUGGGGAAUGAGGACAUGUGAACUGUACUAUACCCAGACAACCCAGGUCGCAAGCUUUACAGAAUCUAUGUGGCUGUCCGCCAUAACUUUCCUGACAGUUGGGUACGGAGAUCUUACACCAAGCACCCACUGUGGACGUUUCAUCGCUGUGGUGACCGGUCUAAUGGGAUUAGGCUCCACCGCAUUGUUAGUGGCUGUCAUUGCGCGGCGUUUGGAGCAAAGCCGAUCGGAACGUUAUGUUUACAAUUUCUUAACAAGGAUACACCUCGAGAAUAAACGUAAGAACGCUGCAGCCGACGUUGUGAAGUUGAUCAUAAGAAUCUGGAUAAGAAGGCGGCAUUUCAACACGGCUAUAUCAACUUAUACUCUACUUAAUUGGAAAUUACGCAACGCUGUGCGCACGAUGAGACUGGCUCGCGCGUCACUGGCCGAGAUAGACGGCACUUCAAUCAGUUUGAUUGAGAUCAGUCAAGUGAUGACGCGGGUCAACGGCGUCGUGGACGCCAUGUUGGUAUCACAAAACCAAGUGUGUCGACGACUGCGACUAAUAGAAAGCCAACUUGCGAAGAUGCAAACCGCAAUGGGAGUAGAAGGUCACGACAAGCCUACAAAGGAACUAAGACGUUCGAAAACUCAGGACUAGCACACACUAUAUACUGCUAGAAUCUUUUGUUUAGAUAUCCUAGGUACAGGUAGUGAUUCCCACUAUGCACGUGUGUAAAGAUUGUUUGAGGAGUUCGAGAUUGAGGAGUUCGAGAUCGAGGGAGUCUAUUGUAUAUACCCGUUUGUCGACAUGAUUUGGUGGAAAGGAUGUAUUUAUCAUUCAGUACGCACUGGUCACAGUUUCCGUUGAUUGUUUAUUUGGACCAGGACUGAAGUUCAUUUGAACGUCGUCCGCCCUCUCUUACGGCAUGAUUUUGACAUUGUUGUAAAACAAUAUUUUUCAAAGGAUGAGCCGAACAACGAAGACAUUACGUUAGCAAUUCGAAAAAUUACUUUUACAAACAUAAUUACAUUUUUUAUUUGUUUGAUAAUGUUUUAUGUGACGUACGUUGCUGCACAAUAACAACAACCUAGUGAUUCUACUUAUACAAAACUAAAUACAGUUGACAUCGAGGCGAAAGACUUGCAUUGUCAAUUUCGCAGGGGGGCCUUAAAGUUUCGUUUUUAUUUUGAAACUGUGCCCAUAAUUUUCCCUAAUUGAAUCAUUGCUCUCCUGUAACAAACCCUGAUGUUGCGGAUCUUAACCCCCUGGUGAUGUUCAUGUAAGGUUAUUGUUCAUGUCAUAAGUUAUAAACAAGUUAAAGUUCA
Messenger RNA from Haliotis rufescens (red abalone), 2232 nucleotides. Its product is annotated as small conductance calcium-activated potassium channel protein 2-like. Gene Ontology annotation, biological process: potassium ion transmembrane transport. Gene Ontology annotation, cellular component: plasma membrane; neuronal cell body; neuron projection. Bases 155 to 1564 code for a protein of 469 amino acids. NCBI's taxonomy places the organism in Eukaryota, Metazoa, Mollusca, Gastropoda, Lepetellida, Haliotidae. The transcript has 2 exons. The record is from RefSeq and is a predicted model, not a curated record. Gene Ontology annotation, molecular function: small conductance calcium-activated potassium channel activity; calmodulin binding.